Esox lucius (northern pike) is the source of this 1449-nucleotide messenger RNA. It is a transcript of the gene timm10b, whose product is annotated as translocase of inner mitochondrial membrane 10 homolog B (yeast). Gene Ontology annotation, cellular component: mitochondrial intermembrane space chaperone complex. The record is from RefSeq and is a predicted model, not a curated record. The transcript is spliced from 3 exons. NCBI's taxonomy places the organism in Eukaryota, Metazoa, Chordata, Actinopteri, Esociformes, Esocidae. The coding region runs from base 304 to 1017 and encodes 237 amino acids.
UCUGUAGGCCAAUGGGCCUUCUGCACAGUUCCGACGUCACAACGAGGGCGUGAUUACCGCCUGAAGAAUAUGGCGGCGCACAUAUGAAAGUCAUGCAUCUCUCUUUUCUUUUGUGAAUGUGGGUAUUAUCUGUUUUUUAUGUCUAAUUUGUUACCGUAUUUCAGACGUUUGUAACUACAUAUCGUACGCGGCAAUUUUAGUCCUGACUUAGCGGGUAGUAUUUUUUUCCAACGCCAACGCAUAGGCUAAAUUAAAUAACGAAGCUAGCUAAGUAACCGCUUUAGCCGAUUUGACAGAUAAAUCAUGGAGCCCGAAGCACAAAUACGAAACCUUCGGGAUUUUCUGAUGGUCUAUAACCGCAUGACCGAGAUCUGCUUCCGAAGAUGCACCAGUAACUUCAACUACAGAACUCUCACCAUGGACGAGGAGCGCUGUGCCGACAGCUGUGCCGGGAAGUUGAUCCGCUCCAACCACCGCCUGAUGGGGACCUACGUCAGCCUGAUGCCUGGGAUGGUGCAGCGCCGCAUGGCCGAGAUGGAGAAGAAGAACGCUGAGCUGGCCGGGGCUGAAGGGGCAGGGGUAUUAGAAGGGGCGGGGGUAUUAGAAGGGGCGGGGGUAUUAGAAGGGGCAGAUGUGCCUAACUCUCCUGCCAUGGGCGAACAACCUCCAGUAAGGUCAUCAUCCAUCGCCAUGUCGGAUGUCAUACCCGUUGUGGCUCCUCCCACCACACCUGGACUGGCUGAUGCAGGCCCUCCUUUAGCCUCGACCCCGGGUGAAGCCCCUCCUGCUCCUCUAGCCUCCACCACAGAGGUUUCCAUGGCCACUGUGGUAGACAACCCCACAGCACUAACAGUUGUACCGCCCAUGUAUGUGACACAGAGCCCAGUUAUAACAGACGUUAUAACAGACAAAGGAACAGACAAAGCCUCUAUGCCGUCUUUAGUCUCAUUCCCUCUCCCCUCCAGUCCUCUUCCUGUGUCUACCCGGACCUCACAGGACGCUCCGCCGCCAUCUUGAGCUGGAUUGAUCUUCAUCAUUGAGGAAAAGGUUGCCAACUCGGGUCCUGAUGUGCUGCUGGUACACUACUUUAAUCCAGAGUUAAACGCAAGGCCGGAAUGAAUCCCUGCACAAAACCAUGGUUUUUAGUCAGUGUUUGCCAUAUUGAUGGCCUGUUUUAAUCUCCUUUUAAUCAGGCCUGUCCCCUUGGUCCAUUCCUUCUGUAACAGGUCCCGUCAGGUGUAUCAGACAGAGAAAAGGUGGACAAUUCUGGUUAGUUAAUGGUGUAAACUGGAGGGUCAGGUGACCACUUAUGAUAUAGACUAAACAGAAGGACAGUAUUGACAAAUGCUAACGCCUCAGUUCUCAACAUUCUAUUGGAGCCCAACAUUGUUGUGUUAUAUUCUGACCAGAGACCUCCCCUAUCAAAUAUUAAAUUGUUCUGAAAUGGAA